AUGCGACGAUCAACAGUACCCGAACCUCGUGCGCCGUUAAAUCAGCAGCAGAUCAGCGACAAGUCAGCCGAGACUCGACAGGAUCCACCUUUGUCCGAAGACGAGGAUGAUCAAGACACAUUUCCGGAGAAUAGCAGACAAGCAUGGACAUGCCUCUUGGGCUCGUUUUUGAUGAUGUUUCCGUCAUUUGGCUUCCAGACCGCGAUUGGAUCUGUUCAAGACUACAUCAAUACACAUCAACUUUCCGAAUAUAGCGUCAGCGAUGUCGGCUGGAUAACUGCAGUACUUGUUUUCCUGACACUUUUCCUUGGGGUUCAAGUCGGCCCUUUGUUUGACCGGUAUGGGCCAACGUUUUUGAUCGUCGGUGGAAGUCUAGCGAACUUUCUCUGCUAUAUUUUGUUAGCAGAGUGCACUGAGUACUGGCACUUUAUGUUAUGCCUCGGGGUCCUCGGCGGUAUCUCAUCCGCUAUCAUCACGACAAUCUCCAUCGCGGUACUCAGUCACUGGUUUUAUCGACGCCGCGGUCUGGCAUCUGGCAUCUGCAUGGCAGGAUCAUCAACCGGCGGAGCUCUUAUACCUUUGAUGCUCCGUUUCCUACUUCAGCAGUACGGCUGGCUAUGGUCAAUUCGAAUUAUGGCCUUUAUAGCUCUAGGGUGUUAUAUGAUCGGCGUAUUUCUUGUUAAGGAGCGUCUCCCAACCAAAAGCACGACAAAAUCAACGAUUGAUUUGAAAGCGUUUGUAUCACUUCGUUUAUGCUUUCUCGCAGUUGCCGUUUUCUCCUUCGAAUUCAUUAUAUUUGGCUGCGCUGCAUUGCUACCAACAUACGUUCGCUAUGCGGGCAUGUCAGAGGAUGCGCAAUUCUAUUCAUUGACUCUCUUAAAUGGCAUGAGUCUUUUCGGAAGGGUUAUCCCGGGCUUUGCCGCCGAUCAGCUCGGAAGAUUUAACACCCUUAUAUCGAUGGUAUGUGCUACCUUGAUUGUAAUGGCGGCAGUAUGGCUCCCAUUUGGCUCGCAAAACGAAGCUACGCUAUAUGCCGUCGUAGCUAUAUUUGGGUUCGGUUCUGGCGGAUGGCUAUCUUUGGCCCCUGUCUGUGCAGGGCAGCUUUGUCGAACCGAAGACUACGGUCGGUUUUAUGGCACAAUCUAUAGUGUCGCAUCGUUUGGAGUUUUGUUAACGGUCCCCGUCGGCGGAAAAUUGCUUCAAUCGACCACUCCUCAAGUUUUGAUUGGGUUUUAUUCCGCAGUAUUGCUUGUUGGAAUGAUAAGCAUAACGCUGUCGCGAUGGGCGUUGUUGGAUUGGAAAUGGAAGUGGUGUGUUAAAAUUUGA
Messenger RNA from Penicillium manginii, 1326 nucleotides. RefSeq names its product MFS monocarboxylate transporter. The record is from RefSeq and is a predicted model, not a curated record. Gene Ontology annotation, molecular function: transmembrane transporter activity. Gene Ontology annotation, cellular component: fungal-type vacuole membrane. Lineage: Eukaryota; Fungi; Ascomycota; Eurotiomycetes; Eurotiales; Aspergillaceae. The coding region runs from base 1 to 1326 and encodes 441 amino acids. The transcript is spliced from 2 exons. Gene Ontology annotation, biological process: transmembrane transport.